Molecule: messenger RNA, 1513 nt
Organism: Capsella rubella
Lineage: Eukaryota; Viridiplantae; Streptophyta; Magnoliopsida; Brassicales; Brassicaceae
Product: BAHD acyltransferase BIA1
Exons: 1
Coding region: 110-1414 (434 amino acids)
Source: RefSeq, a predicted model, not a curated record
UCUCCUAAUCCUAAAUAUAAUCAAGUUGGAUCUUUAUAAGAAACAGUUCUCUUCUUCCAAAAGAGGAGACAACCAAAAGAAAAGAAGAGAAAGAUAAAAAGAUCAUCAGAUGGUUACACUCAAGGUUGAAACCAUUGUUAGAGAGAUCAUAAAGCCAUCAACUCCAACUCCAAAUGAUCUCCCAACUCUUCAACUCUCUUUUAUGGAUGUCAUAAUAGCUCCGGUUUACGCGGUUACAUAUCUUUUCUACACCAAAGAUGAUUUGAUCUCUCAAGAACAAACUUCCCAAACUCUCAAAACUUCCCUGUCCAAGACCUUAACAAAGUUCCACCCUUUCGCUGGAAGAGUCAAUGGAGUCACCAUCGAGAGUACAGACGAAGGAGCUGUCUUUGUGGAGGCACGCGCCGAUAGCUGCACUCUCUCUAGUUAUAUGAGAGCCCCAGAUAUGAAAUCUCUCCAACAGUUUCUUCCUGUAGAAGCUGCCAAGACUAAUUCUACAUGGCCAUUGCUUCUUGCGCAAGCAACCUACUUCAAGUGUGGUGGUUUGGCUAUAGGAGUCGGUAUGUGCCAUAAGCUCGGUGAUGCAGCCGCUCUAUCGUAUUUCAUCCAAUCUUGGGCUGCCACAGCUCGAGGAGAGAGCGACUCGUUGGCCAAUCCUGAUUUUUCUUUCACAAAGAUUUACCCACCAGCAACUGGAGCCAUUCAUAUUCCAGGGGAGGAUCGGCUAGGUAAAAGACAAAGUGUCACUAAGAGAUUUGUGUUUGUAGGAUCUAAGGUCGAAGAGCUCAAGAAAAAAGUCGCUAGUGAUGCCGUGCCUCGACCUUCCCGGGUCCAGAGUUUGACUUCACUUAUAUGGAAAUGUGUUGUGGCUGCAUCGACAGACACAGUUCGUGAGAAAGUACUGUACCAAGCGAAUAACUUGCGUGCCAAGAUACCAACCCUUUUAUCGGAAAACCUAAUGGGUAACCCCUUGUACUCCACGCUAACCUUAAAUGGAAAAGCUGGCCAGAUGGAGACUGUACAAAUUGUUAAGGAACUACAAAAAAGAUCCGAGGAGUUAUCUCCUUUGAUUCAACAUGAAGAAGGGUCAUCAGGUUUGACUAUAGGUUUGAAAUUGCUUAAAGCAUCGGCCGAUACAAAGUUUAGCUACGAGCUUUAUGACAUGCACGUUGUAACUAGUUGGUGCAAGAUGCCUCUUUACAAGACUUGCUUCGGAUGGGGUCUUCCAGUUUGGUUCGUUGGAAAUGUUUCUCCAGUUCUUGAAAAUGUGACUGUGUUAAUCGAUACCAAGGACGGACAAGGAGUUGAAGCAUGGGUGACACUGCCUGAAGAUGAGAUGGUACGGUUCGAGCAGAACAAAGAACUGCUUUACUUUGCCUCCCCAAAUCCACGUUAUCUUUUAUCCAAGAUGUAACUUAAUUUCUUUAUAAUGUUCACCAUAAGAUUGUGAGUUUUCUUUUGACAUGAUUUUAAUAUAAAUUAAAUAAAUCCGAUUGCAUGGAAUGCAUUAUGA